Molecule: messenger RNA, 5310 nt
Organism: Phyllopteryx taeniolatus (common seadragon)
Lineage: Eukaryota; Metazoa; Chordata; Actinopteri; Syngnathiformes; Syngnathidae
Gene: ppip5k1b
Product: diphosphoinositol pentakisphosphate kinase 1b
Exons: 36
Coding region: 740-4489 (1249 amino acids)
Biological process (GO): inositol metabolic process; inositol phosphate biosynthetic process
Cellular component (GO): cytosol
Molecular function (GO): inositol hexakisphosphate kinase activity; 5-diphosphoinositol pentakisphosphate 1-kinase activity; diphosphoinositol pentakisphosphate kinase activity
Source: RefSeq, a predicted model, not a curated record
CUCUCCGUCAGUCCGUCCGGCGGGGCCGUUGACCGGACGUGAACUUCUCGCCAGCUUCCCCUCGGGUCCACUUCACUCAGGAAGGCGGGGGGAGAAACAAGGAAGUGGACGCGGCGGGGACACUUUUUUUUUUUUUUUAAACGACCUUUUUGCGGUGCGUGGAAAAGGUCUACAAAGCGGGGUCGAAUUUAAAGAACAACGUUGCCCCGGUGGUGAAGAGACCCACCAGUUGUUGCUGGCCAACAAGGAUUUUAUACUUCAUGCCAGACUUUGUGGCUGAUGGCAUCUCAUUAUCUGAGACCGUGUUGACCGGUGACUGCAGUUCGCUGGAUUCUGUGUUAAAGAUAUCCUUCAGCAGACAUUUGGCCAUCAGCAUUUGAUAGCUUCGGCUGUUAAAAUUGUGGGCAAAGAACGAUGGUGUGCAGCGGUGCAGUGUGAAGUUGACCCGGUGGGGAACUGCGACAUGUUGUCCUUCAGGGCCAGAACUUUGCUGUCCUGACACAGAGAGACCAUGUCUUUGUAGAGCCUGAGCCAGAUUUUCUACUGCUUCACUCUUACCUCUCUCUCUCUCUCUCUCUCUCUCUCUCUCUCUCUCUCUCUCUCUCUCUCUCUCUCUCUCUCGGCUAUUGGUCACAAGAACACCAAGUUCCCCGGAAAGCCAGACAGAUAUCUUCUGCAGUGCAACACGUCAAAUCUGGCAAUCACAACUUAACCCGGACCUGGCCAUGUUACACAUGUGAUGUCCGAAACGCGUGAUGGACGGCAGCCGGACGCCGGCGACGGUCUGAUGCGGGGCAGCGCAGACUUGGCCGUCGUGGACUCUGACGAUGACGUGCCCGACAUGCAGCCAAUGGAAACGGACGUGAAGAUCGACAUGUUCCGAGAAGAAGACAUGGAGGACGAAAAUGACGAGUUGCCCUCAGAGCGACAGAUCGUGGUAGGCAUCUGCUGCAUGAUGAAGAAGUCCAAGUCCAAGCCCAUGACACACAUCCUGGAGCGCCUCUGCAAGUUUGACUACAUCGAGGUGGUCAUCUUUCCCGAGGACGUCAUCCUGGAGGAGCCUGUGGACAAAUGGCCGCUGUGUGAUUGCCUCAUCUCCUUCCAUUCCAAAGGUUUCCCACUGGACAAAGCUGUGCAAUACGCCAAGCUCAGGAAUCCAUUAGCCCUCAAUGACCUCAACAUGCAGUAUUUCAUACAGGACAGGAGAGAAGUGUACCGGAUCCUUCAAGAAGAGGGGAUCGACCUACCUCGAUAUGCUGUGCUCAACCGAGACCCCGACAAUCCUGAAGAGUGUAACCUGGUGGAGGGGGAGGAUCACGUGGAGGUGAACGGGGAGGUGUUCCCCAAACCCUUCGUGGAGAAGCCCGUGUGCGCAGAGGACCACAACGUCUACAUCUACUACCCAACAUCGGCAGGCGGCGGCAGUCAGAGACUAUUUAGAAAGAUUGGGAGUCGCAGCAGUGUUUACUCCCCGGAGAGCAGCGUUCGGAAGACAGGGUCGUACAUCUACGAGGAGUUCAUGCCCACAGACGGCACUGACGUGAAGGUGUACACAGUGGGUCCGGACUACGCCCACGCAGAGGCCCGGAAGUCUCCUGCGCUGGACGGGAAGGUGGAGCGAGACAGUGAAGGGAAGGAGAUUCGAUACCCCGUCAUGCUCACCGCUAUGGAGAAGCUGGUCGCACGCAAAGUCUGCCUGGCCUUCAAGCAAACAGUGUGUGGCUUUGACCUGCUCCGAGCCAAUGGCCACUCGUUUGUCUGCGACGUCAACGGGUUCAGUUUCGUCAAAAACUCCAUGAAGUACUAUGACGAUUGUGCCAAAGUGCUGGGGAACAUGAUAAUGAGAGAGUUGGCCCCCCAGUUCCACAUUCCCUGGUCAGUCCCGAUGGAGGCCGAAGACAUCCCCAUUGUGCCAACAACCUCAGGAACCAUGAUGGAGCUGCGCUGUGUCAUCGCCAUUAUUCGCCAUGGAGACCGCACACCAAAGCAGAAAAUGAAAAUGGAGGUUCGACAUCCUUUAUUCUUUGAGUUGUUUGACAAGUGCGGAGGUUACAAGUCAGGAAAAGUAAAGCUGAAAAAACCAAAACAGCUUCAGGAAGUGCUGGACAUCGCUCGCCUGCUGCUGCUUGAACUUGGCCAACAUAAUGACUGUGAAAUUGAGGAGAAGAAGUCCAAACUGGAGCAACUCAAGACCGUCCUGGAGAUGUACGGUCACUUCUCAGGUAUCAACAGGAAAGUCCAGUUGACGUACUUGCGUAACGGACAACCUAAAGCCUCCAGCGAAGAGGAAGACUCCAAGAGGGAGGGUCCGUCUCUGCUGCUGGUCCUAAAGUGGGGCGGCGAGCUGACGCCUGCUGGCCGGGUUCAGGCUGAGGAGUUGGGCCGAGCCUUUCGCUGCAUGUACCCUGGAGGCCAAGCCGGUAGCCACCGGGCCCUUGGCUGCGAGUCCCCUGUUGAGUUUGGCGACUAUGCCGGCUUCCCCGGAUGCGGGCUCCUCCGCCUGCACAGCACUUACCGCCACGACCUUAAGAUCUAUGCCUCUGACGAAGGCCGGGUGCAGAUGACGGCUGCGGCGUUUGCCAAGGGCCUCCUCGCUCUCGAAGGUGAACUGACUCCGAUCCUGGUGCAAAUGGUGAAGAGCGCCAACAUGAACGGGCUGCUCGACAGUGACAGUGACUCAUUGACGGACUGCCAGCAGAAGGUGAAAGCCAGGCUGCAUGAGAUCAUGCAGAAGGACGAGGAGUUCUCACAAGAUGACUAUCAGAAGCUAGCGCCAACAGGCAGCCCGUCGCUGGUGAACUCCAUGAAAGUCAUAGAGAACCCGGUCAAAACCUGCGACAAAGUGUACGCGCUCAUCCAGAGACUCACCUCGCAAAUUAGAAAACGACUGGAGGAUCCCAAGUCUUCAGAUCUACAGCUGUACCACAGCGAGACGUUGGAGCUGAUGCUGCAGCGCUGGUCCAAACUGGAGAGAGAUUUCCGCAUGAAGAGCGGACGCUACGACAUCAGUAAGAUCCCGGACAUCUAUGACUGCAUCAAGUACGAUACGCAGCACAACUCCUCGCUGGACCUGGAUGACACGCUGGAGCUCUUCCGGCUCUCCCGGGCUCUGGCCGACAUUGUCAUACCACAGGAAUAUGGCAUCAGCAAAGCAGAGAAGCUGGACAUCGCUCAGGCGUACUGCGUCCCCCUGAUGAAGAAGAUCCAGCUGGACCUGCAGAGGACGCACGAGGACGAGGCCGUCAACAAGCUGCACCCACUGUACUCGCGGGGGGUGAUGUCACCGGGUCGCCACGUCCGCACGCGUCUCUACUUCACCAGCGAGAGCCACGUCCACUCCCUGCUCAGCGUCUUCCGCUACGGAGGACUCUUGGAUUAUGAAAAAGACCAGCAAUGGAAGCAGGCCAUGGACUACCUGAGUGCUGUGACUGAGCUCAACUAUAUGACUCAGAUAGUUAUUAUGCUGUAUGAAGACAACAACAAGGACCCCUCUUCAGAGGAGCGUUUCCACGUGGAGCUGCACUUCAGUCCAGGGGUUAAAGGCUGCGAGGACGAGGAAAACGUUCCGCUUGGCUUCGGCUUCCGGCCGGCCUCAUCAGAGAAUCAGGACAAAAAGCCGAACCAGGGCAGCCUGGAGGAUCUCUCUCAGGACCAACCCGACCAGGCUCUUCUGGUUUCCGAGCCCAUCAACAUCCAGAGAAGGUCGCCCAUGAUUCGCAACCGCAAGACGGGCUCCAUGGAGGUUCUCUCUGAGACCUCGCUCACCCAGUCGUCCAAAAGCUCCACAUCGCACCGACUCUUCCCUUCGGGCUCACGCCAGUCGCCCGAGAUCAAACCAGCCAGCGGCCUAGGCUCGCACUGCUCUGGCCUCUUCAGCGCCUCCAUGCUGGGGGUGUCCUGUAGCGCCCCCAACCUGCGGGACUACGUACGCACGCACCACCAUCACCACCGAAAACCCCCCCUGUCCCCCGGCAGCCUGCCCUGCCAUAUUGGCAUGUUCGAGCUGUUGUCUAUGCCGCCAGUAAAGAGAUUUUCUGUGUCGUUUGCCAGGCAUCCGACUAACGUGAAACAAGAUGAAGAUGAAGCGGCACAUUUUGCCGACUCAUGUUUGCUGCCGUGGACAGACUGCAGUGGGACCUCUAAAGGUUUCGAAGGCUGCUCGAUGGUCCCCUCUAUCUACCCGCUGGAGACACUGCAUAAUUUGCUCUCCCUCAAGCAGGUGGACGAGUUCCUCAACGCAGUGUGUGAGAGCAGCAGCGAGGCCCACGCCAAGACCAUGAAGGCGCUGUCCGGUCUCUUCGACUCUCAGAGCCAGCCGUCUCUCUAUGGCCCCCAGUGGCCGCUCUCCUCGUCAGGGUCCGAGGCGUCUCUGCGACCGCCGAGCCGGCCUUGUUGGCAUGGCAGCGUUCCUUCCAGUGCUGUCUCCAGCGCCGGCCCGUCAUCCCCCAUCACGGAGAACACCGCCCUCAACUUCAGCUACAGCGAGUAAACACACACACACACCUUCUUGUGUGAUGCACUUUAUGAUCACCUCAUCACUUCCUCGCUAUUCGUUAACUGCAGCAAUUAGACUGGACUUAACACUUUUGACCGAGACGUGUAGUAUUUAAACACCAGCUGUGCCUUGAGCUUCUAUGAUGUUGUUUUUUAAUUUUACAGCAUUUUGUUUUUGCCAAAAUUGAAAUGUAAAAUGUUCAAAUAGUUUCAGAUGAGUUGACAAAGCUUCACAAAUGUCCAAAAUGAGAAUUUAGUGUAUGAUCAGGGUUUUGCUGUUGUUUUACGGUCAAACAAGGCCGCGUUUAUUUGAUUUAUAGCCGUCGAAGAUUACAGGUAAUAGUUUGUUGAAGAAUGUGUAGAUAAAAUGAAUGUUUAGUUUUACAUAAAUCAAAUGUGAUUACUAGUAUUAUUUUUAGCAAUUUUAGUUUGAUAAAAAAAACUUGAUAAAAAAGUUUGGUAUGCACUGAUGAUGCCAUUAAAAGAGACAAUGGUGACACAGCAGCAAAACUCCACAUUUUCUAAAAACCUCCGAUCAGAUGAGAGCAGUUUGACUUUGUGGCAAACUUUGAUUGCACCACUUUUCGUCUUCAUCUGGGCCGCGCUGGAGUGCACCACAACUCUUUCAGAGCAAAAUAAUGUUUGUGUAUGUUUAUCGGUUGAUUGGUACAGCACUGAUUGAUUUGUAUGUCUGCUCAUUGUAGGUUGUUUUUGUGUGUAAUAUUUAUGAUUGUUGCGUGUUUUUAUUUAAUUACAUCCAAAGGAAAGUCACCCAAAGUGUUACCGAACCAAAUAAAAACAGUUGUCAUGCUGCAA